Molecule: messenger RNA, 2164 nt
Organism: Stylophora pistillata
Lineage: Eukaryota; Metazoa; Cnidaria; Anthozoa; Scleractinia; Pocilloporidae
Product: rhodopsin
Biological process (GO): adenylate cyclase-activating G protein-coupled receptor signaling pathway
Cellular component (GO): membrane
Molecular function (GO): G protein-coupled receptor activity
Source: RefSeq, a predicted model, not a curated record
CUCAAAAGAUCAGCUCCUUAAUUUUACACAUCGGUGAAAAUUCUUCCAUUGGAAAGAGUCUACUCUGUUACACAUUUUUAGUGCUUAAAAGAAUCCAGAUGAAGCCGAGUUGUUAGAAACAUUACAGGACUUUUCAUCGUCGAUUGUCUCAGAGAAUAUCGUGUUGUCUUUACUUUGUGUUACGAUUUGACUUUUAAGAGACAGACUAACAUCUUAAGCCUGAAAUACGGAAUCAGCGACCAUUGAGACGAACUGGCAUCAAACUUGCUUAUUGAGAUCGCUUCUGGGUGACUGCGCGGUCUAAAGAGUCGUUGUUUUGAGUUCAGCUCUUGAUGAUGGUUAUUGGAUGCCUUGCUUUGCUACGGAUGAUUAACGUUCAAGCUGUUUCUACACAGUGAAAUAAUCAUGAGGACACUCAAAAUCGGGGCUUAUGAAAGAUUCAAGCCAAUUUAUUAAUGAAAGGCGAGUAAAAAUCAAACUGGACUCAAGUAAGGCUGAGUUAUCACGCGCAAAUUACCAGCAACUGAAAUAUCAUCAAAGCAGCUUACUUGGUUCUAGAGGACUUAUUAAACAUCCCUCCUUUAUCACCGAGAUUCAAAGAAUUUUAGUCUAAGAUCAUUAAGAUUACUUUAGUUGUUUAUCCAAGAGCAAGCGAGUUGUUGAGCAUCUAUUGUGUAAAGCAUGCCAUUAUCCGGUAUUAUUCUUAUCAUUGGAAUAUUACUUGGAAUCACGACACUUGUUGGUAUCCUUGGUAACAUCUCCGUGUGUCUCGUGGUGUUUUGGAAUCACUCUAUGCGGAACCAACUGCAUCUGCUGUUAGUCAAUUUAGCGAUUGCUGAUGUUGGAAUGUCGGCGUCUUGCAUGCCUUUUGCUGUAGCAACAGUUCUCUUCCAUGAAAAGACCAUCGAUAAAUCUUUUUGUUACUUCAACGGUUUCAUAAACACACUUUUCGCUAUGGCCAGCGUGCUUACAAUAUGUUCGCUGUGUGUUUUCCAGUACGUUUCUGUCGUUUUACCAAUGAACAAGUCUCUCACUAACUUCCGCUGCCUCGUUAUGGUGCUAUGCGCAUGGAUUACUUCCAUAUUCCUCGCCACUGGGCCCGCGAUACAAUGGGGACGCUACGAAUUCACCUCAAACAUUUUCAACUGCGAAUACUACCACUCAACAAACAGAGCAGAUAUUUCGUACAACAUAACUCUGAUGUUUUGCGGUUAUUUAUUUCCUUGUGUUUUUAUGAUUUUUUCUUACGUUAGUAUUUUACAAGCGUUGCAUGAACACCAAUCGCGUAUGGCAGUGACGUCAUCCAUCUCACCAGCACCGGUCGCAGGCGCGCCCGUUACCUUGGAAACAAAACUGCGUAUGACUAUGUCAAUUGUGAUUCUAACAUUUCUAGUUUGCCGGACUCCGUUUUUCGUCUUCUUGAUUAUCACAACCAAAGAUUUGGAACAUCCGCCCGAUUUUUUAGGGCAGUUAUCUUUUUGGGCGAUUUACUUGCAUAGCGCAUGCGAUCCUUUUAUUUAUGCAUUCAAACACCCUGAAUUUCAAGAUACAUUGAAAGAUAUAGCAAGAAAGUUCAGACUGGCGAUCAUAAGUACUUUUUGCUGUUGCAUGUCCAAAGUUACUGUUGAGGAAGAAACGAAAGAAAAACGAUAACAUUGAAGCCAGGCCACAGAAAUCACUAGAAGACUCUACUGCUGGCUAUAGUCCCUAACAUAUUUUCGUUUUUGCUCGACUAUCUAGAUGUCAGGUGGCAGAAUAUUGGGACAUUUACGAAACUUUAAAUCCUACUUCUACGCGUUUGAUACUUACAAGAGUUGAGCGGGAAUCUUUAAGGCGGUGUAAGCGUGUUUUAAUAAUAUACAUUAUUGACCAAGCGUGAGGUCAAGAUGGCUGGAUGUUAGCCUCGUUCUCAGUUGCCUCGUUCUCAGUUGCUUCGUUCUUUUUUUCCCCAUUUUCAUGGACCGAGACGCCAAAAAAGAAGCCAGCUAAUAUCCAGCCAUCUUGUCCUUACGCUUGGUAAACAACAAAAAAAAAUUGAAAAAAAGUUAAUAAAGCCAGUUUUUAGAGGUAUCCGUUGCAGUCUCAAAACGAAACGGGAUUAAAUAUUUUAUUCAUUUCCGCUUUGCGUAACACCCUACAUAUUAAACAUUUCAUUCAUUUUGUA